Carassius auratus (goldfish) is the source of this 1173-nucleotide messenger RNA. Its product is annotated as interferon-induced GTP-binding protein Mx-like. Gene Ontology annotation, molecular function: GTP binding; GTPase activity; microtubule binding. Gene Ontology annotation, cellular component: synapse; plasma membrane; microtubule. The transcript is spliced from 6 exons. Bases 116 to 994 code for a protein of 292 amino acids. Gene Ontology annotation, biological process: defense response to virus; synaptic vesicle budding from presynaptic endocytic zone membrane; receptor internalization. Lineage: Eukaryota; Metazoa; Chordata; Actinopteri; Cypriniformes; Cyprinidae. The record is from RefSeq and is a predicted model, not a curated record.
UGAAACCAUUAAAUUGAAAGUACUAAACAGGUGCUCAUUUAAAUUGCUAAUACUAAAGAAGUUACUAAAAAUCAUAUCUCAGUUGGGACUUUCUUAAUUCAUCUUUAGACAAAUUAUGGAUGGUCAGGCACAAAUUAUGGAAGGCACAGAGAGAUCAUUUUCAGAGUUACAGACUCACGGAGCAUUCCAUAAUCAUUUUAUUGAGUCUGUUCAGCCUUUGAUUGAAUUGAUUGACUCUCUGAGGUUGAUUGGCAUUGAUAAGGAUAUGGAUCUACCAUCGAUUGCAGUGGUGGGAGAUCAGAGUUCUGGAAAGAGUUCUGUUUUGGAGGCACUUUCGGGUGUGGCUUUACCACGAGGAAGUGGUAUUGUCACUCGCUGUCCUCUUGAGUUGAAAUUACGAAAGUUAAAAAAAGGACCAUGGUCAGGGGCCAUUUCUUACGGUGGUCACAAAGAGAAUUUUAAUGAUCCAUUAAAGGUGGAUAACCUUGUCAGAGAAGCUCAAAACAAGCUUGCUGGAAAUACAGUUGGAAUCUCAAAUGAACUCAUCUCUUUGGAAAUUGUUUCUCCUGAUGUUUGUGACCUCACUCUGAUCGAUCUACCUGGUAUCACCCGUGUACCUGUUCAUGGUCAACCUGAUGAUAUUGCAGAUCAGAUCAAAAGCCUGAUAUUAAAAUACAUUGCCAAAAGUGAAACAAUCAUUUUAGUUGUUGUGCCCUGCAAUGUUGACAUAGCAACAACAGAAGCAUUAAGAAUGGCACAAGAUGUAGACCCCGAGGGAUACAGAACUCUUGCAAUUCUCACAAAGCCAGACCUCAUUGACAGAGGAGCUGAGAUUGAUGUUUUAAACAUUGUUCAGGGCAAAGUUAUUCCUCUCAGCAAGGGCUAUAUUAUUGUGAGGUGUCGUGGUCAGAGUGACAUCAAUAACAAAAUCCCUCUUUCUAAAGCCAUGGAGAUGGAAAUGCAGUUCUUUAGGAACCACCGAUAUUUCAGGUAAUGAUGUAUUCAUAAUGUAAUACCAGAGGUUUUUACUUAUAUAUUUUUGUUCCACUCAGCAGAAGAUUUUACCAGAGUAGGAACCAAUUCAUUCCUUUCAAAUCACAAAUGUUUUUCGAGUCAAAUCCCAAGUUCUCAAAGAGUUAAAGUUAAUGAGGUAAUUAAGUGACUAAUUAACUG